UAUAUGUUCAAACCCAACCAGUGUAACUUAGCUCCAUCAGUAUCAGAGAGAGAGAGAUACACAUAUACACGGUACAGAGAUAUGGAUUCUUCUUGUAGCAAUGAGUUCGAUGUGAUAGUGAUCGGUGGAGGCAUCAUGGGCAGUUCCACUGCUUACCAAACUGCCAAGAGAGGUCACAAGACACUCUUGCUCGAGCAGUUUGACUUUUUGCAUCACCGUGGCUCUUCGCACGGCGAGUCUCGCACCAUGCGCGCCACAUACAAGAAGGACUACUACAGCAAGAUGGCCGUUGAGUCUUCGAAACUGUGGAGAGAGGCUGAAACGGAGGCUGGCUACAGCGUCUAUACCGGCACCGACCAUCUUAACAUGGGGCCGGCGGGUAGUGCUAGUCUCAAAGCAGUCAUAGCAAGCUGUGAAAAGAACUUCUUACCUUAUCAGAUUCUUGACCACGGCCAAUUCACCGACAAAUUCUCCGGAAGGGUCAGCAUACCGGAGGAUUGGAUUGCAGUGUAUACCGAGCUUGGCGGUGUCAUUAAGCCAACUAAAGCGGUGUCCAUGUUCCAAGCACUCGCAUUUCAAAAGGGAGCUGUGUUGAGGGACAACAUGGAAGUGAAGGAUAUUAGGAGAGAUGAAGUGAGAGGAGGCAUAGUGGUCUGUACCACCAAGGGCGACAAGUUCUGGUGCAGGAAAUGUGUGGUCACUGCUGGGGCUUGGACCAGGAAGCUGGUUGGUUCAAUUGCUGGGCUUGAAUUGCCAAUUCAACCCGUGGACAUCACAGUGUGUUAUUGGAAGAUCAAGGAGGGUCACGAGGAGAAAUAUGCCAUUGGAGGCGAUUUCCCGACGUUCUCGAGCUAUGGAGAUGUGAAGAUAUAUGGGACCCCAUCCUUGGAAUUCCCGGGGCUGAUCAAGAUUAUUCUGGACCACGGAUGCCAGUGCGAUCCGGAUAAAAGGAAGUGGAGGCCCGAGCCAGACUUGGAUUCCCUGAAAGAGUGGAUCGAAGGGAGGUUUCUGGGACUGGUGGAUGGCUGCGCACCCGUGUCCAUGCAAUCCUGUAUGUACUCGAUGACACCUGACGAGGAUUAUGUGAUGGAUUUCUUGGGAGGGGAGUUCGGGGAGAAUGUGGUGAUAGGUGGUGGGUUUUCGGGACACGGGUUCAAGAUGGCUCCGGUGGUAGGGAAGAUACUGGCGGACCUUGCGCUCACUGGGCAUGCGGAUGGGGUGGAGCUCAAGCAUUUUAGGAUUGGAAGGUUUGAAGAGAAUCCCCAGUGAACUAACAAAAGCCAGUUCUCUAUGUUCGACCGAUAAUCUGUGAUUUGGUCUUUGGUUUCUAAUGAUUUAUUCCCUCAAUCACGUCCCAUAAACAUAUACAGCUAGAUGUAUACCUGAGUUGUAUGUGUGCAACAUCUGCUAUUGUUUUCUGCUUUUUCUUGGAUGACCAAGCACCUUCACUGAGCCAAGUUUACUGAAUGUUUGAUACUAUUAA
Molecule: messenger RNA, 1483 nt
Organism: Syzygium oleosum
Lineage: Eukaryota; Viridiplantae; Streptophyta; Magnoliopsida; Myrtales; Myrtaceae
Product: probable sarcosine oxidase
Exons: 1
Coding region: 4-1269 (421 amino acids)
Molecular function (GO): sarcosine oxidase activity; flavin adenine dinucleotide binding
Source: RefSeq, a predicted model, not a curated record